Molecule: messenger RNA, 1302 nt
Organism: Annulohypoxylon maeteangense
Lineage: Eukaryota; Fungi; Ascomycota; Sordariomycetes; Xylariales; Hypoxylaceae
Exons: 2
Coding region: 1-1302 (433 amino acids)
Biological process (GO): regulation of DNA-templated transcription; aflatoxin biosynthetic process
Cellular component (GO): nucleus
Molecular function (GO): DNA binding; DNA-binding transcription factor activity, RNA polymerase II-specific; zinc ion binding
Source: RefSeq, a predicted model, not a curated record
AUGUUCAGCACAUUAAGACAUAGCAAUUCGGCCGACGAGCCAUACAUUUUAGAGCCGGCAUUCCCGCCCUUUGAUCCUAAGAGGAAGUUAUUAAAAUGCACCGGCGAAGAGAAUGGCUGUCAAAGAUGCCUCGCCAAGAAUAUCGAUUGCGUCUACCCUGUCAACUCCGGCUCCCACGCUAGAAAGCAAAGCACAGAACUCAGGAAAGCAGCUGCACAGUCGAAGAAGAACGGUGGGACGACCGAGAGAAAAGAUACUAGCGAGAGAAGAGGUCGAAGGAAUAGUCCGGAUAAGACGCAAGAUUACAACUUCUCCGAUAUGAUUGUCGACUUUGACGAGACGCAACCAUUUGACAUCAAUUUAGAGCCAUCGUGUAGCUCAUCAGUGUCGGAAGAUGUGUUUUCCUUCCAAACAGGACGAACGCCGAGGUCCACUGAUCUUCCAGAUGAUUUCCCCACGAAACCUUUUUAUGGGUCUCUAUACGAUCUAGAUCUCCUGUCCCCCAUGUCGCCUGCUGUGGGUACAACUUUCCACGGCACUGGGUCGGAAUUCCCCAACAGCGAGACAAGGCAUCCUAGUAUCGAUGAUUUUGCGAAUUUAACGGACUUCGGAACCGCGCCCUUCGAAGAUUACUCCAUGUCUAGUAAUAGCGAAGCGACAUGCUCCUGCACGAAGCAAGCCGCCACCAUUUACGAGUCUGUCGAAGUUCAUCUUGUGUGGGGUCCUCGGGAAACGGGUGACGCAAAUGUGUCAGAGAAGAUUCUACAGCACCAGAAGAAGGCUCUAGCACAAUGUGAAAAAAUACUCAGGUGCCCACGAUGCAUUGGUCGGUCUGAAGUUAUCAUGCUAGUAGCAUCUACAUGCGAGCGCAUAAUGGGUAGCCUAGAGAAUAUGUUUGCCGAGCCAUCGGAAGCAGGAGAUAAUCUCGGGUGGAUGCAAACAUCUUCGGGGGGAUUCGACGGAAAUCAAUGCUCAACAACGGACACGGACCUCACCAAUGGCCUCGGAGAUGAGGAGAGCGCAUUGUUUAAGCAGACUGAUAUGGCUAGUAUCGGAGCUAGCGGUGAUACGGACGGAAGGCGAGGAUUACGGAUAGGACGGUGGCAGCUAGACGACGAGGACGAACUCCAUGUGCUACAAAGCCUCUUAGCUGCACGGAUGACAAAACUUGAUAAGCUAAUUGGUCAGCUCGAGACAGCUAUCAAGGGGAACUACUGGCCAGCUCACAAGGGAUUAAUACGAUCGUUACGGCAACGAUUCGCUCGAGCAUCAGUCUUCAACAAAAUCGUUGAGAGCAGGUAA